AUGCCUACUUUAGAUUUGGACUCAAUAGAAUUUGAUUGGAUUGAGGAGGAAAUAAAUUCCUUUAUUUACAGAGAAAAUCUCAUUAAAUUUGAUAAAAAUAUCAAUUCAUUGAAAUCAAACACCUACUAAGAAAACUAUGGUACUGGUGGAAAAGGUCUAAUAAGUAUUUAUGGAAGCCUAAGGUUGUAAAUUGCUGAGGAAAUUUUCAAUUAAAACGGUGAGUCUUGUGAUGAAAUCUUGAGCACUGAUUUCUUUAGAUAAAAUUUUAAAAGCUACUCCUCAAACUAUUUUAGCAUUGUAAAAGUGAUGAAUGAAUUCAUAGAUUUGCAAAAGAUUUAUGAAAAAUAAGAGCUAUUGAUGAGAUCUCUAUAUCUAAUACAAGGUUCAUCUUUUAUAGAAAUCGAUAAUGUAAUUGCCUCAGAAAAUUGGAUCUUCAAAAUUUUAGAAUUUAAAGAUUACUGA
This is a messenger RNA of Stylonychia lemnae, 462 nucleotides long. Lineage: Eukaryota; Ciliophora; Spirotrichea; Sporadotrichida; Oxytrichidae. The record is from the annotation of a GenBank genome assembly.